Messenger RNA from Salvia hispanica, 673 nucleotides. RefSeq lists its product as uncharacterized. NCBI's taxonomy places the organism in Eukaryota, Viridiplantae, Streptophyta, Magnoliopsida, Lamiales, Lamiaceae. The record is from RefSeq and is a predicted model, not a curated record.
AUUGUUGUUAUAGCAUUGUGCCAUGGAGUAUGUUCCUAAGAAGAUUGAGGAGCUGCUUGUGGGUCAAGAAGUGAUGUUUAAGAUUCAAAGUAGGAAUAUCAAGGAAUAUUAUCGUAGAUAUCCAUAUACGGUUAACAAAAUCUGUAAUAUUCCAGAAGUAGUGGAGAAAUUUGUUCCUCAGAACAUUGUAUCACAAGUUUUCAAUACUGAUGUCAAGUUAGCUGAUUUACUCUUCGGAUUUGAUAUUGUUGAGGUCUCUGGAAAAGGUUUUGUAACUCCUGAUUUAUCAGUUGUUACUAAACAGAAGGGGAUUGAAUGCUUUGCUGAAGGAAGUGUGAAAAGAUGCUUGGUAGAUGAGUUUGAUAGUUGUGAUGAUAUCUAUUUUGAGAAGAUAAAAAAGAAGAUGAAGAAAGUGAAUGUGUUUGAAGAUGAAGAUGAAGCAUCUGUCAACUAUACUCAAGAUUUGUCUGGUGCUGAUUAGAGUUGGGAAAUUUUUAGAGUCAAUCUGUUUUUUAUUUCUUGCUUAAGUGUUUUGAACAUGUCUGAAAUUUCAGUUGUGUUUUUUGGGGGUUUUGUUGUUGCAUUAUGUUAUAUUAGGUAACAAUGAUGGAUUUUGGCUGGGAUCAUUAUCUGUUUUGGUAUUAGUAUACAAUUCUAAGUUGGUUUUUAUUUC